GCUGUCUUGGGAAGUUUCAGAAUUAGGGUUCCUUUGAAUAAAAGUGAACAGCCCUUGAGGGAGGAAGGGGAGGGAAAGGAAAGGAGGGCUGGCUGAGAGGUGAAAAGAGAAGAACUUCUUUCGGAGGCGGAAAAGUCGGGCGUGUGAUCUUCGCUGGAAGACCGUUCCUGAUAGCAUGGGUGGGACAGUCGCCCUGGGCAGCCCCUCAGCAGUGGGGCAUCAAAGCUGUUUUAAGCCCUUCAGAAAUGACUCUGACAAGUGCUGUAGAAACCACAACACAAAUUAUCCCGGAUAUAUCAAAGAGACUUGCACUGGCAAAGAGACAUCUUGAGUAAUUCAUUACAUGGGAUUCACUACUGUCAACCUUUGGACUAGUGGCUGCUGAGUUAGGACUUUUGAAGACAAAUGUGUAUCUAACUGAAAAGAGGAAGAUGACUGCCAGUGUCACCACGUUUAACAUUGAUGCCCCUCGCUGGGACCAGAGCACGUUUACAGGGCGUGUGAAACAUUUUUUCAACAUCACAGACCCUAGGACUUUGUUUGUGUCAGAGCAUGAGCUAGACAUGGCACAGACAUUGGUGGAGAGCUGCAGAGUAGGUGUGGUGCCCCCAGGAACCAGUGAGGAGAAGCUUUAUUAUGCCAAGAAGCUUUAUGACUCAGCUUUCCACCCUGAUUCAGGGGAGAAGAUGAAUUUAAUAGGGAGAAUGUCAUUUCAGGUCCCUGGAGGAAUGGCCAUCACUGGUUGCAUGCUGCAGUUUUACAGGACAGUUCCAGCUGUUGUUUUCUGGCAGUGGGUGAACCAGUCUUUCAAUGCCAUUGUGAACUACACCAACCGGAAUGCUGCCAAUCCUAUCUCACUGAAGCAAAUUGGAGUGGCUUAUUUCACUGCAACCAGCACUGCCUUGGCAACUGCUGUGGGACUCAACCUUUACACUAAGAGAGCCCCAAGUCUUGUGGCACGCUGGGUCCCCUUUGCAGCAGUAGCUGCUGCCAACUGUGUGAAUAUCCCCUUAAUGAGGCAGCAAGAACUCAUUAAUGGGAUCACAGUGACAGAUGAGAAUGACAACACUCUGGGCAAGUCCAGGAAAGCUGCAAUCAAGGGGAUAACCCAAGUGGUGGUUUCCCGUAUUGUCAUGGCUGCUCCUGGGAUGAUUUUGUUGCCUGUCAUCAUGGAGAAACUUGAAAAAUACCCUUUUAUGAGUAAAAUCCGGGUUUUCCAUGCUCCACUGCAAACAAUACUCGUUGGAGGGUUCCUCGUCUUCAUGGUCCCAAUAGGCUGUGCACUCUUCCCACAAAGGAGUUCAAUUGCCCUUUCACACCUGGAACCUGAUCUCAGAGAGUCGAUUGUGGCCAAACAUGGGGACAAAGUGCCUUAUGCCUAUUUUAACAAGGGACUAUGAAAUAGUUGCCUGGACGUAGUACAUCCUCCCACUUUGAAAUAUUUUACUGGGAGAAGCCCUUAGAAGAUGUGGUCAUGAAAUGAGUUCAAGAUGUCCUAUCAAGAAAGCCACUCUACCCCCUUUGUUCUCCAGAGUUCUUGUUGAUGGAUGUAGCUAUGUAGAUGGGCACAUUUGUGAUUUGUGGGUGGGAGGGCAGUUAUCUUUAUCUGUUCCUCUUGUGGUCUUGCUAUUAUGCUGAGAGAUGGAGUUAGUCAUUGGUUUAGUCAACAUUAUGGCAAUGGAGGGGAAU
This is a messenger RNA of Pogona vitticeps (central bearded dragon), 1689 nucleotides long. RefSeq names its product sideroflexin 2 (gene SFXN2). NCBI's taxonomy places the organism in Eukaryota, Metazoa, Chordata, Lepidosauria, Squamata, Agamidae. Gene Ontology annotation, cellular component: mitochondrial inner membrane. Gene Ontology annotation, biological process: monoatomic ion transport; serine import into mitochondrion. Gene Ontology annotation, molecular function: monoatomic ion transmembrane transporter activity. The record is from RefSeq and is a predicted model, not a curated record.